This is a messenger RNA of Gossypium arboreum, 1005 nucleotides long. Its product is annotated as protein RADIALIS-like 3. The record is from RefSeq and is a predicted model, not a curated record. Bases 480 to 794 code for a protein of 104 amino acids. The transcript has 2 exons. Gene Ontology annotation, molecular function: DNA-binding transcription factor activity. NCBI's taxonomy places the organism in Eukaryota, Viridiplantae, Streptophyta, Magnoliopsida, Malvales, Malvaceae.
UCUUACAAUAUUUUAGAAUCCGAUGCAAUGCAAUACGUAUAGGCAAGAAAUGGUUAGUGAAAGUCCUCAAGUUUUGUCUGUUUUCCGCCAUUGAUUCUCCUGUUUUAGACCCUGAUUGAUUAAAUUAAUGGAACCAUUAUUUUACGUUGAGUUCAUUUUUAACUUUUUUUAAUAUUUUUUCAUUGCCCAUGGUUAGAUCUAAACUAAAAAAAAAUUCCACCCUGUUGUAUAUUUGACAAAAAGACCCAUCAAAGAAAAAAAAACAAAAAAGGGGAAGAUUUGCUGCUCAAAACAGGUAUCUGACACCUCCCCAAAGACAUAGGGGUGUUAGAAUCUGGUCUGGAAAAUCAAACAAAGUUUACCCUGUCCAUUUUUUUCUUCGAUGAAUCCUAGAAUGCAAAGCAAUUAUUAUUAAGUCUUUCAUUAAUUGCCUCAAAAGAACCAUUACUGAAUUCAUCAAAGGAAAAAAGGGGUGACAUAUGGAUAGGUUCCCUGAUGUUCUGUGUGGUUGGAGCUGGGAGGAGAACAAGUUGUUUGAGCUGGCUUUAGCAGUGGUCGAUGAACAACACCCUGAUCGUUGGGAAGUGGUAGCCGCCAUGGUUGGAGGGGAAAAAACUGCAGAAGAUGUGCAUAAACAUUAUGUCAUACUUUUGGAGGAUUUGCAGUUUAUCGAAUCGGGUAAACUCGACCAUAAACUUGCCGAAACUCAGUCCUGUAUUCAACUUGACUGCACUCAAUCUGUAUGCUGGACUGAUGAUGAUAACAACUUGCUGGUUCGAUUAGACAUAAAAUGAUCCCCAGAGCUACUGUAUUGCUGGUUUAUUAUGAAAGCAGAUUUGGUCACUGGUGGCUGUGCCAGAACUUACGCCCCACACGAAUGCAGGUCAUAUUAAUAUAUCAAUUCUAAUGUUAUAUCCCUUGUUCCUUGAUGUAAUCACUUUCUUCAUUGUAAAACAGAAUUUAUGGGAGAAAAAAAUCAACUUUGCAAUUUGUAGAUAGUAGAAA